This is a messenger RNA of Plasmodium yoelii, 9684 nucleotides long. Its product is annotated as conserved Plasmodium protein, unknown function. Bases 1 to 9684 code for a protein of 3227 amino acids. The record is from RefSeq and is a predicted model, not a curated record. Lineage: Eukaryota; Apicomplexa; Aconoidasida; Haemosporida; Plasmodiidae. The transcript is spliced from 3 exons.
AUGAAAAGCCAAUAUCUGUCGAAUAAAAAAAUAUAUGAACUAAUUAAUAGUGAAAAUUAUGAAGGACAUGAAAAUAGCAUUAAGGAAGCAUUUGAAUUUAGAUACACAAAUUUGCUGAACUAUUUAAACCAAGACAAUAAUUAUUAUAAUAUAAUAUCAAUACACCUUCAACAGUUUAUUAAUGAUAAUUUAAAUUUUGGAAAUUUAAAAUCAUAUUUUUUUGGAUUUUCUAAGGAAUUAUUAGUACAUAGUUUAAGAGUUUAUUUUUAUAACGAAUUAUCAGAUAAUGAUAGUUUUAUUUUGGAAGUAAAAUCGACAAAAUGUGACGAAAAAAAUGUAUUGAGUGAGAGUGUAGGCAGCUCAAAUAUGGAACAUGAUAAAAUAACAGAUGAAUAUAUUUUCAAAAUAAUAGAAAAAAAUGUCAAAAUUAUAGAUAUGGAAAAAUUGCAUUUAAUUUAUUUUGACGAAUAUUUUUAUAUUUUUAAAAAUAUAUUACAUGUACUAAAAAGUUGUUAUAUUUUUUAUGCAUAUACAAAAUAUAAAACAGAUGAUUUAGAAUUUGAAGAUAAUUUAAUUUAUCAGCUUUUUAAUAUAAUUGAAAAAAAAAUAAAAAUUCAAAAUUUUAUACAAAUUUAUUUUGAUACAUAUAAUGAUACUAAUAAUUAUUUUGAAUUAAUAAAAACAACACAUACAGAAAAUUAUCCAUGGUUAUAUAAAUAUAUAUUAUUAUUUUUAAAUAUUCAAAUAUAUUGUAUAAAUAUAUUUUUUUUUUUACAAUUAAGAUUAAAAAUAUUAUCAAAAAGUAAUUUUAAAACGCUUUUAAAUAUUUUCUUAACAACCCCUAGUACUAACACAUCUAACGAUAUAAUUUCUGACGAUAUUAUUAUAUACACAUUAAAACAAAAAGAAUAUUCUAUAUUUUUUUUAUUAAUCUCAAUAAAUGAAAUAAUAAAAUUAGAAGAUAUAAAUAAAUAUAUUAAGUCACCAUUUUCAAAUAAUUUAUUUAAAUUUUUUUUAAUUUUUCAAAAAAAUCAAAAUAUAUCAAAUAUAUAUGAACAUAGUAUACAAACAGUUGCUAAAUUUUUACCAGAUUUUUAUGACAUUCUUACAAAUUUUAUUUUUAUUAAAGAUAAUUUUGUAUAUAAAAAAAUAUUAGGAGAUUUAAUAAAUAAUUCUCUUGUUAUAGAUGAUACUGAUGAUAGAUACAUCAAUAGUGAUGAUAAUGACAAUAACUCAAUUCUAAACAAUGGUAUCAAAAUAAAUAAUAAAAUUUCAGAAUCAAAUAGUAUAGAUGUUGAUAGUAGAAAUGAAUAUGUAUUAGAGAGAGAUAUAAAUAAAUAUUUGGUAAAAAAUAUGAAAAAAUAUAUUAAAAAAAAAGAAUUUUUUAAAAAUAAUAUAGAUGUUGACAUAUUUUUAAAGGUUUGUAUAUCUCUUUUUAGUGAAGAAGAUUUUAUUUUAUUUAUAAAUGAUAUUAAAAAAUGUUAUAAAAAUAUAAAAACAUGUUUAGAUUAUAUUAAAGAUGAUAAUAUUCAUAAAAAUGUAUUCUCAUUGAAAUAUUUUUUUAAUUCAUAUAAUUACAAAAAUACAGAAAUUGUUACAAAUAAAAAAGAAAUAAAAAAAUAUAUAUCACCUUAUAUAUAUAUUGAAAGUAAAAAUAUAAUAUUAGAAAUGUCAACCUUUUUUUUUGCAUAUGACUAUUUAAAGGCGUAUGCAAGUGGUAAUGCGAAUGUGUCGGAUGGGCCAGAUGUGAUAGGCCAAUUGAGAGGCGAAGAGAGUGGGGAAGAGAUCGGCGAAGAGAGUGGGGAAGAGAUCGGCGAAGAGAGUGGAGAAAACACAGGAAUGUUUCAUCCUGUUAUAUUAUAUAAUGUAAAUAAAUUGUUAUUAGAAUUUUUUGGAAAUAAAAUUUGCAAUUUUCCUAUCCACACACUAAUAAUGUUUAACCAUAAUUUAUUGUCUAUAUAUCGAAUUUUAAAUGUUUUGAUUGGAACAAACACAGAUUUAAUAAAUUUUGAAGAAAUUGAAAAUAAUUUAGAAUCAUUAUCUAAGAUAAGCAAUAAUACAGAUAGCAUAAUUACCAUUUUAGAAGAUACGUUAUAUUUUAAAAUAACAAAUAUUAUAAAAAAUAAAAAUUUAGAUAUAAAAAAUAUAUAUAUUACAUAUAUAGAAUAUUAUUAUAUAUUAAUAGAUUUUUAUAGUAAAUAUUUAUAUAAUAAUUAUGAUCGAGGAAAUAAAAAAUUUUUUGGGAAUAAUAAUUUUAACUUAUGUUUUUUUAAAAAUAUUAUUAUAUUUUUUUGUAAAAUAUUAAAAAUUAAUAAAUGUUUUCCAUUAUUAAUUGAAAUAAAAUUAUUUAAUUAUUUUAAAUUACCUUAUGGGAUUCAAAAUAGUUUUGUUAGUAUAUUUACAUAUUUAUUAUUUUUAUCUUUAAAAUAUAAGGAGCUUCAAUCUUUUACCUAUGAAAUCGUUAAAACGUUGUUGUUUCUUGUUAAAAAAAUUAAUAUAAAUAAAUUGAAUACAUAUUUAUUUCAGAUAUUUUCAUAUUCCGAAUAUAAAGAAAUGGAAAGAAGGGAAAUGGCAGCAAAUGUGAAUACCGACAUGGAUAACAACAACAAUAGCAAUAACAAUAUCAACAACAAUAAUAACAUAUUCAAUUCAAGCGUUUUUUUAAAUAAUAAUUCUGAACAUGGUCAGAAUAAUAACGACACUUUUGGAAUCUUUCAAAAUGAUAAUAUAAAUUGUGUUAACUUUUCGAACUUUAAAAUCGAAAAAGAAUCAAUGGAUAUAAAAGAAAAUUUUAGAAUUGACAUAUCCUUUUUGAAAAUAUUUUUUUUAAUUGAUCAGGUUAAAACUGUUCGGCUACACAAAAAUGGCGAAAGCGGCGAAAAUGGAGAAAAUAGCGAAAAUGGCGAAAGCAGCGAAAACGGGAAAAAAGCAAACACUUCAAAAUAUGACGAUUUAAACGCCGAGUUAAACGCCGAGUUAAACGCCGAGUUAAACGAAGCGAACAGAACCCAACGAAGUAAAUACGAAUAUAACAAUUUUUAUAAUUCGAAUUUGAAUUCAUAUGAAAAAGGUGUCAAGUCAAAUCACGAAAUUGAAGAUAUCAGUUUCGAAGAUGUUUUUAUCAUUACCUUAAUACAUUUGUGUGAAAUAGAUAAUAAUAAAAUAAAUUUUGUUACAGAUUUGUUAAGAUUAUAUGAUGAAGAAAAAAAGAAAAAUAUAUUUCCAUGUACAGAAGGAAUAUUAAAAUUAUUUAAAAAAGUAAUAAAUAAAAAAACGGGUAUAUCUUUUUAUUCAAAUGUUUAUAAAUGUUUCCAAAGAAAAAUCGAACAGAUAUUAGAUAGUAUUAAUAUAUUAGUAAAAAAAUGGACAAAAUGGACCUUUGAAAAUUGUGAUAAUGCAUUUAAAAGAGAAAAAAAUAUUAAUAUAAAUAAAUUAGUAAAUUUAUUUUUUAUAUCAUUUUAUAAAUAUUUAAAAAAUUAUUUUUUAAUUAUAAAUAAUUUUUUAAAUAAUAUUAAAAUAUAUAAUAGUAACAAUACUUUUGAUGAAUUUUUCUUUUUUAUUUUUUCAAAAUAUAUAAACAAAAUAUUUAUAGAUAAUUUUUCAUCCUCUUUUAUAUUUAGAAUUUCAAAAUUCACUAUUUUAAAUACAACUUUAUAUAUAAUUAAUUAUAUGCUCAAAAUAUCAGAAAAUGUAAAUAUACACACAAUUAAAGAAUUUUACACACAUUAUAAUAAUCAAAAUAAAUUAUGUUUACAAAAUGGAAAAAUAGAAAAAAGUCACAUAAGAAAUAAUAACUCAUUUUUUUUAUCUUAUUCAAAUAUUGAAAAUGAUCAAGAUGUUGGUAAUAUUAACACAGAACAUACUCCUUAUGAUUUACAAUUAAGCAAAAAAAAUACAAUAAUUUUUAACAAUUUUGUUAAUAAUAUAAUUAUAAAUCAUACAAAUUUACUUAACAAGCCAGAAUUAUAUUUACACAAAAAAAUAAAUGUUUUCCAACUUCAUAUGCUAAAUGAAAAUGAAUAUUUAUCUAAUACGACUACAAUGAAUCAUAUCACUGAUUUUUUAUGUAUGCAAAAGGAAUCAAUAAAUAAUAAAUUAGGUUUUUCAAAUUAUAGAGAUAAUAUUGAAAAUAACUUUGAAAAAAGAUAUUCAAAUAAUAUAAAUUUGGAAUAUGAUAAUAAAAUGAAUAGUGUUGAAAAUUUAUUUCAAAAACCAGCUAUAAAUUUUAACCUGAACGAUAAUGAUUUUUUUGAAAAUGAAAAUGUUUCUAACAAAUAUAAAAAUUACGAUAAAACUCGUUUUGAUACUAAUGUGUUUUUUGAAAAUAAUUCUUUAAAUAUGGUACAUAAAAAUACAAUAAAUUACAAUUUAAUAUUUCUAAAAUUUUUUUGUCAUAUAAUAAAUAUAUUGGAAAUUAUUUUUCAAAAUAAUUAUGUUUUUUUUUUGAGUGAUUUUUUGCUUGUACAUUAUGAACAGUCAGAAAAAAAUAAGAACAUAUUCAAAUAUCGCCUGAACAAUUCAGAUAAUUAUUAUUCCAUUAUGAAUUUUUUUAUAAAAAACUACAACAUUAAUUAUUAUAAAAAUAAGGACAUAAAUUUGGAAAAUUCAAAGUAUAAAACUUAUCAAAAAUUAAAUGAGGAAAUAAUUAAUCGAGUAUUACUAAUGUAUUCGCUUAUAUUGGAAAUAUGUUGUCGUUUUAAAUUUAUUAAAAAAAUUAAUAGCAUAUCGACAAAUAUAGCUAACCAGAUAUUUGCGCUAUUUGACACGUCACACCCAAUACACAAUUUAUUUUCCAAGGUUUCCCUAAAUUCGCUUCCAAAGAAUGACAUAGUCAGCAAGUCCUUGAACAACGACAUUUUGAGCAUCGAAAAAAAAUAUUCAAAUGAGAAGCGCGAAAUACUAAGCAUAUCAUUGUUUUAUUUUUUUAUGCACAAUUACAAAAAUAUAUACACAUUAUAUGAUAAAUUAAAUAAAUAUUUCUGCUUAAAUAAUUUUAGUAGUAUAUAUUUCAUGUGUAAAUAUAGCAAAGGAUAUUUUCCCUUAUUAUCGAUUAUAACAAUGUUCACAGGAAAAAUCAAAUUUUAUUAUAAUAAAAUAAAUAAAGUCGAAUGUAAAAAUAUGAAAAUUGAAUAUACAAAAAGAAUCUUAAAAAUAUUAAAUUUUUUAUAUUUUUUUAUAAGAGAUAACGAUUUAAUUGAUACAUCAAUUUAUAGAGAAAUAUUUGAUCUGCUAUUUUUUAUAAUAACAAAAUAUUUCGAAAUAGGAAAUAAUAAAGAAGAUAUUUACAAAAGUUAUGAUAUAAAAUCGUGUGAAUUUAAUAAACUAAAAAUUUUUAACUUAUCUAUACAUUUUAUGAAUGGGAUAUAUUUGAAUUUGUUUAACAAAAAUGGUGAUAAAAAUGGUGAUAGUAAUGGUAAUGGCAAUGGUGAUGGUGAUGAUGACCUGUCGGAAAAGAAAGAAAGCUUGUGGAGAUACAUAGAACUACAUUUUAACAAUUUUAUAAAUAAGCUAAAAAUGAACAAUUAUAUAUUUAUUAAAUCAUAUGAAAAUAUGCCAAUAUAUGAUAAGCAUGUGAAAAAAGAGUUGUAUAAUUAUAUGUACAAUAUGAAUAUAAUUAGUGAAAUAUUUGACUUAGUCAUUAAAGGAAUAUAUACAGAAGAAAUGAAUGUUUAUAAAUUUAUAAUUCAAAUAUGUUAUAACAAAAAUAUGUGCAAUAUAUUUUUUAAUAUUAAUUUUCCAAAUUUAAAUAAUUUAUUAAGCUCUUAUUAUAAAUUAUACAAUAAAAAAAUAGAUACAGCAAAUAAUAUAAAAAACAUUUUAAAUAAUAAUAAAAAUAUACUAAUUGAAAAACAUGGAUCUAUAAAUGAUGAUAUAUUAAUUGAAAAUAUAUUUCAAGUUUUCUGUGAAAAAAAUUAUUAUUAUAAAUAUAUACUUAAUUUAUAUGAAAAUAAAAGUGGAAAUGGUCAGAAUGAAGAAAAUUGUAUUUUUGAGAAAAAAAAUAAUUCUUUAUCAAUUAAAAAUGUGUUACAAAGUAAAAUGGAAUUAUUAGAAGAUGAUUAUAUAAGUAAGAGGCUUUUUGAAAAAAAAUCAAAAAAAAAAUAUGGUGAAAAAAAUUUUAUUUUUGAUAUUAAAAAUUAUUGUUAUUGCCUGAACGUUCAGAAAAAUAAUUUACAAAAUAAUACUAAUGUUUUUAAUUUACACACAGAAAAUAAAAAUUUAAUAAAUGGAAAUAUAUAUUGUAAUAAUGAAACAAAUCCUGAUCUUAAAUUAAAAAAUAAAAUAUAUAAAAGUGUAUUAAAAAACGUUGAUGCCAUAUUUUAUGAAAAAAAAAAACAAUUUAAAAAGGAUAGUUCAAAAUUGGAUGGAUAUAAUAUUUCUCAAAUAAAAUUUCAUGAAAAUAAAAAUGAAGAUAAUAAAAUAAGCAACUGGAAUGAUAAAAUAGACAGAAUAUCAAAUAUUAAAAAUAACAAAUUUGAAAAAGAUCAAAGAAAAAAAAAAGAUAAAAAAAAAAAAACAUAUUAUAAUUAUAGUGAAAAUAUUUCUAAAUCAUUUAUGUUUUCAAAAUGUUUUAAAAAUGAAAUAAAAUGCAUGAAAUAUAUUAACAUAACACAAAGUAUUUAUGAUAGCAAAAUACGUUUAUUAUUAUUUUUGUAUAAAUUUAUUAUUAUGUUAAAAUAUAAAAAAAUAUUUGAAACUGAAAAUUAUAAAAGAGAAGAAGAAUUUUAUUUAAAAAAAUCUAAUCAAAAAUUAAAUAUUCCUUUUGUUUUUUUUAUAUAUGAAGCCAUGGCUACAUUUUUAGUAUCUUCCAUCCAGAUAAAUAAAAAUUCAUUUUAUUAUGUUUUGGUAUCAAAUAUUAUUGUAAAUUUAUUUUUUAUCAUAAAUAUGCAUUCUUAUGAACAAAAAAAAAACAAAACAAAACCCUCUUUUAUUACUAACGCGAAUGUAGAGAAUACAAACUAUUUUAGCACCAAGCAAAACGGAAUAAAUAGCAACAUUGCUGAUAAUGAUAAUGAUAACGAUAAUGAUAAUGAUAACGAUAAUGAUAACGAUAAUGAUAAUGAUAAUAACAAUGAUAGCUAUUGCGAUGACGAAUAUGAAAAUAGUUACUAUUGUGAUUUAUUUUUGUAUGAACAUUGUUCACCAAAUAUAAAAAAUAAUAAUAAUAACAUAUUUUAUGUUAUACAUAGAAGAUCGAGUCUUAUUUCUGAAAUAUAUAGAAAGCAUAUGAAAUGGCAAUUACAAAAUGAAGAAGAUAAUAAUAUAUAUAACAGAAUGCAAGAUAAAAAAAAUUCAAAUGAAGAUAGCAAAAUGAUAUGCAAUAUGUCUGUAUUUUUUUCUUUAUUUAUAAGAUGUAUAGUUAUACAUUUACACUAUUUUAAAUUAUAUAAUAAAAAUUAUUAUUUUUUAAAAAAUUUAAAUGCAUUAUAUGUUCCAAAUUGUAUAUUAAAACAUAUUUAUCCUGCUCAGAAUUUUAACAUAAAUUUGUUUAUAAAUUUAUUGGAAGUGUUUUAUGUUUCUAUUCGAUUAUACAAUAAUCAUUUUGUGAAAAUAAAUAAAGGAAGACAGUUUGACAUGGGUUUUAAAUUUGCCGAAGCAGAUAAAAAAGUAAAAAAUAAUAAACAGAAAAAUGGGUUUGAUAGUGAAAAGGGUAAAGAAGUUAAUAAAAAGGUGGUAAGCUAUGUAAAAAAUAAGCAAUUGGAUAUGUAUAGUAGUGGUUAUAGUGACGAUGAUAAUACAUUUAGUUUUAAUAUAUACAUUAGAACGUUGAAAGAAAUAUUAACAGAAUGUUAUGAAUCACAUGACCUGUACAUGCAAAACGAAGAAAAUAAUAAAAUGUCAUAUUUUAUAGAACAUAUAUUAUUAUACUUUUUAUAUAACCGAAUAAAUACUAUAUAUGAAUUAUUAUAUAGUUUUUAUUUUAAAUGUAUAAAAGUUGAAAAAAGCAAAAUAAUUGAUAUAGUUAAUAAAAAUAUAUAUAAAAAUUUAGAGAACAUAUUAUAUGACCAUGUUAAUAAAAUAAAUACAUUUUUAUAUAAUAAUCAAUAUUAUUAUUUUUAUAUUAACACUUUAAUUUUAUUAACAUUAAAUAGACAAAUAUGUUUACAUAUUAUUAAAAUAAAUAUAUUAACAAAAUUUAUAUAUGUUCCAAUAAUAUAUCAUUCUAUCUUUGAUAAUAAUAAGAAUUUUAGUUCUAUUUAUUAUAUAUUAAAUGGUGAGUACAUAAGAAAUAAAAAUCAUAUAACAUUUUGUUCUUUGAUUGUUUUAAUAAUAAAAAUGUUAUAUGUAUAUGCAAAUGAUUAUAAAAAUUUUGAAGAGAAUGUGGAAUUUUAUUUUUCUGAAAAUAAAUCAUAUAAUUUAUCAAAAAAAUUAAAAAUGACUCAAUGGAAUUUACAAGAGACUAAAAAAGACAAAAUGCACACAGACAAUUUAUUCUUUAAAAAUAUGGCAUCUAUAAAUUUGGAAAAAGAUUCCAAAGAAAUGAUAACGGGAAUCCAAAAUGGUGCAAUAAGCCAGCGAAAUUGUUACACCUCAAAUGGUGAAAAUGGUGAAAAUGUUGAAAAUGGCGAAGGCUUAGAUGGGAAGUGUUACACAAAUAAAGAGGUCGUUUUUUUUCUUACCUCUAUAUUUAACAUAAUUGAAAAAUUGUCAGAUAGAAUUAACUUUAUAUUUACAAAAAUCGAAAAAAUAAAUUGUUUAGCAGCCCUGGAAGAGUCAUAUUUAUAUGUCGAAUUACUAACAAAAAUAUCAUAUUAUUGUAAUUUGUAUAAUAUAAAUAAUUUUUUAAUAUCUAUUAUGGAUAAAGCAGUUGAUCAUCAUUUAUUUUAUAUUAACAGAAUUUUAGAGAAAUUUAUUUUUGAAAAAGAAAUGAUAAUUGAACCAUAUAGUCAAUAUGAAGUAUCUGCAUCUUCAAAUAUACAAGAUUCUAUAAAUAAAAAUAAAUUAAGAAAAAAUGGAUUAUCUUUAUUUACACAAAGAGUGUUAUAUAUUUGUUAUAAAUCGAUUCUUAAUUAUAAUACUAUAUUGUUAAAUAUAAUUAAGAAUCAAUAUUUUUCUUAUUCAUAUUUUAUUAUUCAUUUUUAUAUUCUGAUACUAAAAUCUACAAGAUUGGUUACAACGAUUAUAGAACAUUUUGGUCGAAGGAACACAACUUUGAUUCGGACGAUAAAGUCAACUAACGGAGUGUCGAACGUUCCGAUAUGUCUCGAUAUAAUAAAUACGAUAAAAGAAAAAAAAAGAGAAAAAAUAUAUUAUACAAGAGGAGUUGGAGGAAAGACACCUAGUUUUUGUCAAAAUUUAAGUGACAAUAAUUCUAAAAGUGAAUUAUCAAAUAAUUCUGGAGAUAUUAUACAAUAUAAUAAAUCUAUUGAUGAAUAUACAGAUACAAAACGUAUAUAUAAAAAUGAUAAUUUAUUUAAUUUUUUACCAGAAAUUAUAAAAUUAAAAAGAUACUAUAAUAUAUUAAAAGAGAUAUUAGAAAGAAGCGCAUUCCUUGGUGCUUUUCUUUUAGAAAAAUUAAAAAAUUCAUGUGAAGACUCUUGCCUAAAACAGAUAUUGAUUAGCAAUAUUUGCUCUUAUCUGAUUCAUAUCAACGCGACUCUCUUACCCUCCAACAUAUGCACAAACAACUUUAAGAAGAAGUGCACUCUCAUUUACAACUACAUCGUCAACAUCCACAAGAAGUAG